This is a messenger RNA of Symbiodinium pilosum, 1281 nucleotides long. Lineage: Eukaryota; Dinophyceae; Suessiales; Symbiodiniaceae. The record is from the annotation of a GenBank genome assembly.
AUGGCAGCUUUUCUCGGCUCAGGCCAGCGACCAGCACCGGUUUUCCUCUCCCGCAUGGCUCAGGCAAAUCAGAAUGUGAUCUGCACUGCUAAGGGUGAGGACGUGCGGAAGGUGGACGUGGAACAUUUGCUGAAACAUCGUCUUCGGAUACCCAUAUUCCAGCGGAGGUAUUGUUGGUGCAAAGACCAGUGGAACACGCUUUUUGGUGACGUUUCCCUGGUUGCAAGUGGUUCGAAGGAAAAGCAUUCAUUAGGCCGUAUCACCUGCGUGCUUGACAGCUCCAGUGAUGGCAGACUCUUGGUCGUAGAUGGCCAACAGCGGAACACCACUUGCUCCCUACUCUUGGCAGCCGUACAUGAUGUGGCUGCCAAGCGGCAGAGCGAGGAUUGUUUGAAGCUUGUGUCCAAGUUGGAGUCUCUGCUCUUCCCCGGUGGGCUGGAAGAGUGGAUGUCGGCCAGGCAGCCUGGGACACCGCUGGAAGAAGGUGCCGAGCUGGGUGCUGCCGCAUUGGUGCCCACGUACUGUGAUAGGGCCAGCUACUUCGCAGCCACUCUUCCACAGCGGGCUUCCGUGCCAGACUCUGGCUCCUGGACGCGCCCCAUGGAAGCCAAGAACUUUUUUGCUGAUCGUCUGGCAGGUGAGAAAGAUGAGCGCUUGGUUGCAGUGGCUGAGGCGGUGCUGUACAAGCUCGAGUGGUUACUCUUCCCCAUUUCCUUGGGCGAAGGUCACAAGGAUGGCACUGAGGAUCUCCACCUGAUCUUUGAGCGGCUGGCCCUGCGUGAUGCUACGUUUUGCAAGCCUCAACGAGCGACAGAAUAUGCCAACAUGGGGGCUGCCGACUUUGUUCGAAAUCUCCUCCUGGGUUCUUUUGCUCAAGAGGCUGAUGCGAUAAAUGCCUACAAGACUUAUUGGCUACCCAUCGAGAAGGCUGCGGCUAAGGUUGCUGAAGCCAAACGAGAAAGCGUGGCAAGCCACCUGGAAGCUGCACUGGAUGCUUUUCUGAAGGCAAUGCCUCGGCAGCCUCGAAAGCAAGCAAAUCUCGCCGCAGCUGGGGUUGGAGGCGCGCUCUACGCCAGGUUCCGGCGCUGGAUUGUUGACGUGGACGCCACUGCUGACCCUAAACAGACCAUGGACUUGCUGCGCCAAUUGCAUGACUUCUCAUUGAAGCACUUCGCGACCGGGGGGCCUGCAAGGCAGGCAUCCCCUCCCCGGCUUCACGCACAGAGCCCUGGAAGCACUGGAAUGCAGCUGCUUGCGCUGGAUCCCUGCAGCGAAGACUGA